Molecule: messenger RNA, 3663 nt
Organism: Oncorhynchus kisutch (coho salmon)
Lineage: Eukaryota; Metazoa; Chordata; Actinopteri; Salmoniformes; Salmonidae
Product: probable zinc transporter protein DDB_G0282067
Exons: 6
Coding region: 281-2035 (584 amino acids)
Biological process (GO): zinc ion transmembrane transport; intracellular zinc ion homeostasis; detoxification of zinc ion
Cellular component (GO): Golgi apparatus; endoplasmic reticulum; membrane
Molecular function (GO): calcium channel inhibitor activity; zinc ion transmembrane transporter activity
Source: RefSeq, a predicted model, not a curated record
GCGGAUAAAUGAGGAGGAUGAUGAGAGCGAAUCACCUCACAUGACAGCGAUUAUAACCUGGGAGUUUGGUGGGCGUGGGAGAGAAAGAGAACGAGAGGGAGAGAGAGAAUAACAGAGCACAGAACACGUGAAGAAAUGUCUUAAUUCGGCGCGCAAAUGUGCAUGUAUUAUCUCACCGCCAUUUACCGGGUGAUUAUUUGACGCUUGUGAUCUACCGUUCAUCAAAGGAUCAGCUAGGCUGGAGUAUUCGUGAGUUUGGUUGGGACCAUUGCAAGGUGAGAUGGCGAGCAGGUUGGGGCUCCCCCAUGACAGUUCCCUGCACAGAUGCAUGCUGGUCCUGACCUUCCUGCUCCUACUGUGUGAGAUCGUUGUCAGCCGCCUCUGUAACUCCCUCAUCACCAUGGUGGAUGUCUUCCACACCCUCUUCAUCCUCAUGCACAUGGCUCUUCCUCAACCCACCCUGGGCAGAGGUUCCCCAAAACCCCCACCUGCCUCCCCUCUCUCCACCCCCAACACCUCCACCCCCACUCAGUCACCUGUCAAAACUCCCCCAUAUUCCCCAGCCACCUCCGGUGUGUUCCCCAGACCGCUCACCCCUGUGGCCUCCCUGUGUGGCCUGUACUACAGUGGGGCGAGGGUCCAGCCCCUGGGGGCUCUGAUCUCAGCUCUUCUGCUGGCUGCUUUGUGUGUCUCUGUCUCUCUAGAGAUCCUCAGCCACACCCUGCAGCCCCACCCUAUACAGCGCCCUCUUUUGGCCACGGUGAUGGGGGCUGUCAGCCUGCUCUACAACCUCCUGGUGCUGGGUCUCAGCUGGGGUAGCUGGCUUGGGACCAAGACUAGAGCUGCCUGGGAGGGGGAGGAGAGCUCUGUCCUUGGUGUGAAUGGAAAAGUCAAGGUCCAGACCAAAGACAGCAAUGCAGUGGGGGGAGAGAAUUACAUCAGUAACCUCCCUACAUCUCUAGAUGGUGCCUUCCAAGAUGGAACACUUGUACUCUGUAACCCUGGGACCUCCAGUGUCCUGAACCCUGACAGUGAUACUCCGCACCCAUCCCAGACAUCCCCACUCCAUACCGUGGCCCCUCAGGGUCCCCUUUCAGCCCACUGCCACGGAGCACACACACUCCCUGCAGACGAGCACACACUCCCUGCAGACUGCAGAACUUCAGAGACACCAAGCAGCUUCCCACAUCCAGUGGCCAGUGUCUGUCAUCCAAAGGACCCCCACUCUGAAGUGUCUAAGUAUAGGGCCUGCAUGGGACACAGAGGAAAUCAGACAGACCCCACCACAGCCUCAGCCCUAAAGUCAGAAAGCCCUACAAGCCUCAGUGUCCAACUUCCCGCCUGCCUCCCAUCCCUCAUCGCCCUCACUCAGGCACUGCUAGGUUCCAUCCUGGCACUCACCAACGGACUUACCCUGCUACUACUGGGCCCAGACUGCAUGCAUGGCUCUGGGGCCUGUGGCCCCUUCGUCUACCUGGACCCUGGCUUCUCCAUGGUGGCUGUGGGGGUGCUGCUGGCCACCACUCUGCCCCAGGUGUGCCGCUACGGUUGGCUGCUGCUCCAGGCCGUCCCGCCCCAGGUGUGUGUGUCUGAUCUGGGCCGGCGGAUCGCCAGUGUGCCAGGGGUGCAGGCGGUGCACGACCUCCACGUGUGGCAGCUGACAGAGAGCUGCCUGGUGGCGUCUGUACAUGUCCACUGCCACGCUGGGUUCCAGAUACACAGGUGUGGUGAUCUGUUGUCGGGGGUCACCAAGGUGCUGCAGAGUGUAGGUGUGAGCUGCUGCACCGUACAACCAGAGUUCCUCCUCUCUACUCCCACAGCCAACGGCAACCUGGAUAACAACAGCACCAACCCCGCCAUCAUCCAUAGGGAGAUGCCCUCACACCUCGCCUGCAGCCUGGCCUGUGGGAAGGGCUGUGCUGGGAAGAUGUGCUGUGCUCCUCUGGAAGAAGGGUCUACAGAGCCACUGGCACCCCCUGCUGGGGAAACUGAGGAGGAGCCUCACGUGCUGAUCAUCGAGAACACCUUUCUUUGAGGGAAGGACCUCUAGGAUGUAUCUCAGUAGUGUAGAGUGGGCUCCUUGCAUCCUUUUCUUCAUAUGAAACUGAUGUGAGAGGUCUGAAGUGGAGCAAACCACUUUUGGCAAAUAAGAUUCAGCUUGGGGAUUGAAUAGAAUACAUUAUUAUUGUCAGAAUAUUCAUAAAGACUUGUGUCCCCAUGUCAUUGAGGUACUUUUAGAGAGCUAGAUAGCCUAAUGUAAGAAUUAGGCUCAGUUAAAGAGUAGAAAUCCCAGUAGUCAUCAUGCGUGUGUGUAUUUUGGGAUGGGGUGGGAUAAUAAACACCAUUCCUAUGGGUACUCAGAAAGGGCCUGUAUGUGUACUGUAUCUACUGUAUGUAUGUAUGUAUGUACUACAUCAUUAUGUUGGGAUUGUAUUUCAUUGUAUUAACACGGUGCCAUAACAAAGAUACAGUAGAUUGUAAGCCAAGUCACUCACCUAAUUAAGUGUUUAUUCAAUAAUGCCAUUUCAACAUACACUACCGUUGAAAAGUUUGGGGUCACUUAGAAAUGUCCAUGUUUUUGGAAAAAAAAGCAGCCAGAAAUGGUCCAUUAAAAUAACAUCAAAUUGAUCAGAAAUACAGUGUAGACAUUGUUAAUGUUGAAAAUGACUAUUGUAGCUGGAAAUGGCUGAUUUUUCUAUGGAAUUUCUACAUAGGUGUACAGAUGCCCAUUAUCAGCAACCAUCACUCCUGUGUUCCAAUGGCACGUUGUGUUAGCUAAUCCAAGUUUAUCAUUUUAAAAGGCUGAUUGAUCAUUAGAAAACCCUUUUGCAAUCAUGUUAGCACAGCUGAAAACUGUUGUUCUGUUUAAAGAAGCAAUAAAACUGUCCUUUAGACUAGUUGAGUAUCUGGAGCAUCAGCAUUUGUGGGUUCGAUUACAGGCUCAAAAUGGCCAGAAACAAAUCAUUUUCUUCUGAAACUCGUCAGUCUAGUCUGAGAAAUGAAGGCUAUUCCAUGUGAGAAAUUUCCAAGAAACUAACCAGAAUCGAAAGAGGAGUGGGAGGCCCUAGUGCACAACUGAGCAAGAGGACGAGUACAUUAGUCUCUAGUUUGAGAAACAGACACCUCACAAGUCCUCAACUGGCAGCUUUAUUAAAUAGUACCCUUAAAACACCAGUCACAAUGUCAAGAUUGAAGAGGUGAUUUCGGGAUGCUGGCCUUUUAGGCAGCAUUGCAAAGAAAAAGCCGUAUCUCAGACUGGCCAAUAAAAAGAAAAGAUUAACAUGUGCAAAAGAACACAGACACUGGACAGAGGAACUCUGCCUAUAAGGCCAACAUCCCGGAGUCGCCUCUUCACUGUGGAUGUUGAGACUGGUGUUUUGCGGCUACUAACAUUAACAAUGUCUACACUGUAUUUCUGAUCAAUUUGAUGUUAUUUUAAUGGACAAAAAAACGUGCUUUUCUUUCAAAAACAAGGACAUUUCUAAGUGAGCCCAAACUUUUGAAUGGUAGUGUAUUUUCACUGCCAUUAUUGCACAUUAAUGACAAAGUUGUAUGUCUAAUCAUUCACUUUUUGUGUACAUUGAAUGUGUAAAAUAUUUAGGGCUGUCAAACAAUCACAGUAAUUGAUGGAGUUAAUUGCAAAAUAAAGAUUUUUACAUUUAA